Messenger RNA from Benincasa hispida (wax gourd), 1332 nucleotides. Its product is annotated as two-component response regulator ORR3-like. Lineage: Eukaryota; Viridiplantae; Streptophyta; Magnoliopsida; Cucurbitales; Cucurbitaceae. Gene Ontology annotation, biological process: phosphorelay signal transduction system; cytokinin-activated signaling pathway. The record is from RefSeq and is a predicted model, not a curated record.
GAAACAAAAUAUUAAAAACACCCGAUUUGGGAUUUCUCUGUGACCGAGAGAUUUGAUUUCCGAUUGAGACUUCUUAAGCUAACACACAUUUCUCUGUUUCCCCCACCUUACACUUAUAUUACACCCUUCCUUAACCUUGUCCACACAAAAUUCCCAUUUCUCUCUUCAAUUCCUCUGUUUCCUACCGCCAUGGCCAGAAACCCCAUCUUCUCCCGCCGCCGGAGGUCCGAUCAGCUCGACGGUUUAGAUCGUUUCCCCAUCUCUGAUUCCGAGGUUCAUGUUCUCGCCGUUGAUGACAGCCUCGUUGACCGUACAGUAAUUGAACGUCUCCUCCGCCUAACUGCCUGUCGAGUUACUGCAGUGGACAGUGGAAUUAGAGCUUUACAAUAUCUCGGCUUGCAAGAUGAGACUAAUACCCAAGUUGGUUUUGAUGUAAGUACACGAAACUUUCACUCUCUGUUUUUUUUACCGGUUAUCAUUUCUGAUUUUCCUCUGUUUCAUGGUUUUGAAAAACAGAGUUUGAAGGUGGAUAUGAUUAUAACCGAUUACUGUAUGCCCGGAAUGACAGGAUACGAAUUAUUAAAGAAAAUUAAGGAAUCAUCAACUCUGAGAGAGAUUCCGGUGGUGAUUAUGUCGUCGGAGAACGUGGUGGCGAGGAUAGACAGGUGUUUGGAGGAAGGAGCAGAGGAUUUCAUAGUGAAGCCGGUGAAAUUAUCAGAUGUGAAACGGCUUAGGGAAUAUAUGGUGGGGGAUGAAAAAAUUGGAAGUGAAAGAAGUGGGAUCAACAAAAGGAAGCUACGAGAGCCGUGUGAUCAACCUUCAUCAUCACCGUCCAUUCCAUCACCGGCAUCAUCGGAUUCUUCUCCAUCAUGUCCAAGUCCAUCAUCUUCAUCACCGUCAGAUUCGCCUCAAUCCACACCAUCAUCGUCAGAGCCGUCUUCUCCGAUGUCCACUCCUCAAUCCGACGGCUCUAAAUGACUUGCCAAUGAAUCAGGAAUACCGUGCGAGAAUAGCAGCCUAUCAUCUCCCCUCUUGUUAUUAUUUCUUUUUCUUAAAAAAAUUAAAUAUCUUCCUUUUUUUUUUUUUUUUUUUUAAUCUUUUACUUGUCCCAUUAGUUUUAACGGUUAUUUGUUUGAAAUCCCAGUUUUGUCCGCUAAAUUUUAGCCUUUAGGUCAGGGACUUGGGAAUCGCCGUUAAUUACUAAAACGCAACGCAUUAGGGUUGUCCAAUCUUUUCGGGGGCAAGGCGUGAUGUACAAUUCAUAGAAAUCAACCAUAUUAAUAUUUACAAAAAAAAAAAAAAAAAAAAAAAAAAUCCGAAUAUUUUGUUAAA